UUCUGACGUCAGCGGUCUCUUCCCUGCCUAUGCCCUCGUGUGGUGGGCAGUGUUAACUUUACUGUCUCUUUUUCCACCAAGAGAAUCUAAAACCAUCCGCCAAAAUGGUGAACUUUACCGUAGACCAGAUCCGUGCCAUCAUGGACAAGAAGGCAAACAUCCGUAACAUGUCUGUUAUUGCGCACGUUGACCAUGGAAAGUCCACUCUGACAGACUCGCUCGUGUCAAAGGCCGGUAUCAUCGCCUCAGCACGUGCCGGAGAGACCCGGUUCACAGACACGCGAAAAGAUGAACAGGAGCGCUGUAUUACCAUCAAGUCUACUGCAAUCUCCAUGUUCUACGAGCAGACCGACAAUGACAUGGCCUUCAUUAAGCAGUCCAAGGAUGGCAAUGGUUUCUUGAUCAACUUGAUUGACUCACCUGGCCAUGUUGACUUCUCAUCAGAAGUGACGGCUGCUCUCCGUGUCACUGAUGGAGCUCUUGUUGUUGUGGACUGUGUGUCUGGUGUCUGUGUGCAGACAGAGACAGUGCUUCGUCAGGCCAUUUGUGAGCGCAUCAAGCCAGUCCUGAUGAUGAACAAGAUGGACCGUGCCUUGUUGGAGCUGCAGCUUGAACCUGAAGACCUUUAUCAGACUUUCCAGCGUAUUGUUGAGAGUGUCAAUGUCAUCAUCGGUACAUACGGAGAGGAAGAAGGACCCAUGGGCAACAUCAUGGUUGAUCCAGUUAUCGGCACUGUUGGCUUUGGCUCUGGACUCCAUGGCUGGGCUUUCACUCUGAAGCAGUUUGCUGAGAUGUAUGCUGCCAAAUUUGCUGCCAAGAAAGAUGCUGCAAUGACACCAGAAGAGCACUGCAAGAAGGUGGAAGACAUGAUGAAGAAGUUGUGGGGUGAUCGGUACUUUGAUGCGAGCUCUGGAAAGUUCGUCAAAAGUUCUGCUGGACCUGAUGGCACCAAGCUCCCCCGCACCUUUGUUGCUCUUGUCCUUGAUCCCAUCUUUAAGGUUUUUGAUGCCAUCAUGGGCUUUAAAAAAGAGGAGACUGCCAAACUGAUUCAGAAGCUGGACAUCAAGUUGGAUAAUGAUGACAAGGAUAAGGAGGGCAAGCCUCUGAUGAAGGCUGUGAUGCGUCGCUGGCUGCCCGCUGGUGAAGCCUUGUUGCAGAUGAUCACCAUCCACCUGCCUUCCCCUGUCACUGCUCAGAAGUACCGUUGUGAACUGCUCUACGAAGGACCCCCUGACGAUGAGGCUGCCAUGGGUAUUAAGAAUUGUGACUCCAAGGCUCCUUUGAUGAUGUACAUCUCAAAGAUGGUCCCCACUAGUGACAAGGGUCGCUUCUACGCUUUUGGUCGCGUCUUCUCUGGCAGUGUCUCUACUGGCCUAAAAGUACGCAUUAUGGGACCAAACUACGUCCCUGGAAAGAAGGAUGACCUCUACCUGAAACCAAUUCAGAGGACCAUUCUGAUGAUGGGUCGUUAUGUGGAACCCAUUGAGGAUGUGCCAUGCGGUAACAUUGUGGGUCUGGUUGGAGUGGACCAGUAUCUUGUCAAGACGGGAACAAUCACUACCUUUGAGCAGGCGCACAAUAUGAAGGUGAUGAAGUUCAGUGUCAGCCCUGUCGUGAGAGUUGCUGUGGAAGCCAAAAACCCAGCUGAUCUACCCAAGCUGGUGGAGGGUCUCAAGCGUCUGUCCAAGUCUGAUCCUAUGGUGCAGUGCAUCAUUGAGGAGUCUGGGGAGCAUAUUAUUGCUGGGGCUGGAGAGCUGCAUCUGGAGAUCUGCCUCAAGGAUUUGGAAGAGGACCAUGCUUGCAUUCCACUUAAGAAAUCUGAACCAGUGGUGUCCUACAGAGAGACAGUGAGUGCACAGUCAAGUGUGAUGUGCCUGUCCAAGUCCCCCAACAAGCACAACCGUCUCUUCAUGAAGGCCCGUCCCUUUGAAGAGGGUCUUGCAGAGGAUAUUGACAAGGGCGACGUUUUCCCUAAUCAGGAACUCAAGGCCCGUGCCCGCUACCUUGCUGAAAAGCAUGAGUGGGAUGUCACAGAGGCCAGAAAAAUCUGGUGCUUCGGUCCUGAUGGGAAUGGACCCAACCUGUUGGUGGACGUUACCAAGGGAGUGCAGUAUCUCAAUGAGAUCAAGGACAGUGUUGUGGCUGGAUUCCAGUGGGCAGCCAAAGAGGGUGUCCUUUGUGAGGAGAACAUGCGUGCCAUCCGCUUUGACAUUCAUGAUGUGACCCUGCAUACUGACGCAAUUCAUCGUGGUGGUGGCCAGAUCAUUCCUACAGCCCGUAGAGCACUCUAUGCCUGUGAGCUCACUGCAGAACCCAGACUUAUGGAGCCCAUCUACCUGGUGGAGAUCCAGUGUCCUGAAGUAGCAAUGGGUGGAAUCUACGGUGUGCUGAACAAAAGGCGUGGUCAUGUGUUUGAGGAGGCCAGUGUUAUGGGAACCCCAAUGCGUGUUAUUAAGGCCUACCUGCCUGUCAUGGAGUCAUUCGGUUUCACAGCUGACCUUCGUUCCCACACCGGUGGCCAGGCCUUCCCACAGUGUGUGUUUGACCACUGGCAGAUCCUCCCUGGAAACCCAUUUGAAGCUGCAACCAAGCCUGGUAUUGUGGUCACUGAAACACGCAAGCGCAAGGGUCUCAAAGAAGGUAUCCCACUGUUGGAGAACUACCUGGACAAAUUGUAAAAGCUUGCUCUUGCCUCAUUCCACCUUUUACAAUAAGUUACAUCAUGGGACCGGACUGUACAGACAUUAAGUACUAAUGUUUGCCAAAUGGAUUGACAAAUAAAUGAAUAAACUACAAAAAAUUGUAAACCAUAAUAAAGGAAAAUAAAAAAUUG
Molecule: messenger RNA, 2833 nt
Organism: Sphaeramia orbicularis (orbiculate cardinalfish)
Lineage: Eukaryota; Metazoa; Chordata; Actinopteri; Kurtiformes; Apogonidae
Product: elongation factor 2-like
Exons: 13
Coding region: 105-2678 (857 amino acids)
Biological process (GO): translational elongation
Cellular component (GO): ribonucleoprotein complex; cytosol
Molecular function (GO): ribosome binding; GTP binding; GTPase activity
Source: RefSeq, a predicted model, not a curated record